GUAUGUUCCGGUCUGGCGAGUUCAGUUGUUGGGGUUUUAGGGUUUUACGCUUUAACACCCGCUUGCUUCAACUCCUACUAUCCUUCCCUCAAACGUCACCAUGACUGCUCAGGACCAUGAAGAGAUCCUCGCCGCUAAAUUGGAAGAACAAAAGAUCGAUCCGGAUAAGCCUGUGAUUGAAGAUGAAAAUGAUUCGGAAGAUGAUGAGGACGAAGAUGAUGACAAGGAUGACGAUGAGGUUGAGGGGCAACAUGAUGGAGAUGCAAGUGGUAGGUCAAAGCAAAGCAGAAGUGAAAAGAAGAGUCGUAAAGCAAUGUUGAAGCUUGGAAUGAAACCAAUCCCUGGUGUUAGCAGGGUUACUGUCAAGAAGAGCAAAAAUAUUUUAUUUGUCAUCUCUAAACCGGAUGUCUUUAAGAGCCCAACAUCAGAUACGUAUGUAGUCUUUGGAGAGGCAAAGAUUGAGGACUUGAGCUCACAACUGCAGACUCAGGCUGCGGAGCAAUUCAAGGCUCCAGAUCUCAGCAACGUGAUCUCCAAGGCAGAGACAUCUACGGUGGCCCAGGAUGAUGAAGAAGUAGACGAGACGGGAGUUGAGCCCAAGGAUAUCGAAUUGGUGAUGACACAAGCAGGAGUUCCGAGAUCAAAGGCUGUGAAAGCACUCAAGGCUGCUGAUGGAGAUAUCGUAACUGCAAUCAUGGAACUUACCAACUAAGAGAACAUCUGUCUCUAAUUUGUUUUGUGAUGAAGUAAACAGUAUUUUUAGUUAUGGUUAUCUGCAGAGUUUGAAGUUGCGCAUCGUUUUCUUUUAGCCUCAGUCAUUUCUUUUUGUUUUUUUUAAAUGGGUAAUUUCUGUUAUUGGUUUUGCCUGUUGUACUAGUAAGACCCAGCAUAAAGUGGAGCACUUGCUUUCUCUGUUAUUCCAGGCUUUGGAAAUUUUUAUUGUGGAAGGGAGAAUUCACUUGA
Molecule: messenger RNA, 963 nt
Organism: Carica papaya (papaya)
Lineage: Eukaryota; Viridiplantae; Streptophyta; Magnoliopsida; Brassicales; Caricaceae
Product: Nascent polypeptide-associated complex (NAC), alpha subunit family protein
Cellular component (GO): nascent polypeptide-associated complex
Source: RefSeq, a predicted model, not a curated record